AGUUGUGGAAAACUGUAGAAUUGUGUAACAAAUGUUCCUUACUUAUCCGUUUCCUGUGUUGUUCUGCAGACUACCCGUGGAGGUGGAACACUCCAGUGCUGAUUAACUCAGCUCUCAUCAAAUGGAUCCAUCUGCCAGACUUCUACACCGUGCCCAACUCCAAAAACCUUAUAGCGGACUUUGUGCUGCUGGUCUGUGCGUCUCAGCAGUGGAAGGUGUUUGAGUGUGAGACCACGGAGGACUGGAUGGUUCUGGCCGGAGAGAACACCGACGACCCCGACCCCAUGGAGGGGCGACUGUUCAACCCCGCCCCCAACUUCAUCAACUGCAGGAGUUACCUGGACAUGGCAAAGGUGUUGGUGUUCCGCCACCUCUUAUGGUUCGUGCUGUCUGUGGUGUUCAUAACCGGGGCGACCAGGAUCUCUGUGUUCGGGCUGGGCUACCUGCUGGCCUGCUUCUUCUUCCUGCUGUUCGGGUCCCGGCUGCUGGUGAAGUCCUCCAGGACCCGCCUCGCCCUGUGGGACUGUCUCAUCAUGUACAACGUGGCCGUCAUCAUUUCUAAAAACAUGCUAUCAGUAAGUAUACUGCUCAUCAUGUCUUAUCACGUUUGGCAUGUGUUCAGCUCCUGGAGAUGCUGAACACAUGUAUGGCACAAAAAACCAUCCCUCCUGUCUGGAGAAAGGCCAAAGUGGUUGCAAUCCCCAAACCCAGCAAAGACCCAUCAACCCCAAAGAGCUACCGACCCAUUUCCCUCCUCUGCAUCACUUACAAACUCCAACGCCUCAUGCCACUCAUAGACACCAAGCUGACUAGGGAUGGGUAUCGUUAAGGUUUUAACGGUACUACUACUUUUAUC
Messenger RNA from Notothenia coriiceps (black rockcod), 856 nucleotides. Its product is annotated as piezo-type mechanosensitive ion channel component 1-like. The annotation marks the transcript as partial. The record is from RefSeq and is a predicted model, not a curated record. Gene Ontology annotation, cellular component: membrane. NCBI's taxonomy places the organism in Eukaryota, Metazoa, Chordata, Actinopteri, Perciformes, Nototheniidae. The transcript is spliced from 3 exons. Gene Ontology annotation, molecular function: mechanosensitive monoatomic ion channel activity.